Dimorphilus gyrociliatus is the source of this 2893-nucleotide messenger RNA. Lineage: Eukaryota; Metazoa; Annelida; Polychaeta; Dinophilidae. The record is from the annotation of a GenBank genome assembly.
GGACAUACGUUUAUUCCGGGUCCUGUAACGGUUAUUCAUUCGAAUAAGAGUUAAUGUUUUUAUCGAAUUUAUUAUAAGACCAAAUCAACUUCAGGUAGCUUUAUUUGCUUAGAAAUUUUCUAUGACUAAAUAUGAAGUUUUAUAGACAAUAUAUUGCACUUUUCAAAAAGGCUUUAGCAAGAUAAUGAACAGUGAUAAUAGACCUAUCUCUCUGAUGGAGGAGGAUGUCGAAUUAAUUGAAGCUGACGACUCGAGAAUUCCAGAAGUUAAAGAUAUUAAGCGAAAUUUGAGUCCUGACUUCUUGGAUGUUAAUCAAACCAUUGCAAAGCAUAAUGAAAUCGAAAAUGCCCUUCAUGUUUACCUUAGAAUACGACCGUUUACAAUAGAUGAGAGAGUGAAUAACGAGGAUCGGGAUUGUAUGGAGUUGGUGUCAGAUACUGUUUUACUGACAAAUGCGCCACCCGAAUCUCACACUUUUAAAAAUUCACAAAGGGGAAGAGGUCGUCAAAUUCAUAGAUUUGCUUUCUCUAAGAUUUUUAACGAAGACGCUAGUCAAGACCAACUUUUCAGCUCUACUUUAGAAUAUUCCGUUAAAAAAUUUAUAGCUGGCAGAAAUGCUCUCCUAUUCACGUACGGUGUAACUAACAGUGGCAAAACUUACACAAUACAAGGAGAUAGUACUAAUCCCGGGCUGCUGCCAAGAUCUAUUGAUAUCAUUUUCAACACGUUACACGACUCCAUUGAUAAAGAACCCAAAAUAAGACCGACUAUGUUUUCUGAUGUUGUUUAUUUGUCGGCAGCUCAAUUACAAGCUGAAAUUAAAUUACGAGAAGAUGUUUUUGAGAUGCUAAACAAUCUAUCUUCUGACUCUGAGGAAACAAAAUCUUUAAAUUCCAUUACGACAACCACAACUAGUUGUUCAAAAAGUUCUUUGGGAUCAGAAGUAGAUAUAGAGAGAGUUCAAAAUAUUUUCAAUUUCGAUCUUGAUCCUUCAAUGGAUAAGUCGAAGUAUACAUACUCUUUAUGGGUCUCCUACGCUGAAAUUUACAAUGAGUACAUUUAUGACCUUCUAAGUCCUUUACCGCUGAGGAAAAAGAGAAGACCAACGUUAAAAUUGGGUCAAGAUACGAGAAAAAUUCCAUACAUCAAAGACUUAAAAGAAAUAUUCAUAACGUCCAGUGAAGAGGCAGCAAAAAUACUUACAAUUGGAAGAAAUAAUUUGCACAUAGCUGCCACCAAACUUAAUCAACAUUCAAGUAGAAGUCACAGUAUUUUUACUCUUAAGCUUGUGUGCGUUCCAAAGUCAUCGUCUGACGAUAAGAAGUUUUUGAAAAAAGCUAUUGUCAGUACCCUAUCCUUCUGCGAUUUGGCUGGUGCUGAAAGAUACACGAAAACAGAUGCUGUUGGACUUCAAAUAAAAGAAGCCGGUAACAUUAAUGGUAGCUUACUAGCCCUUGGUCGCUGUAUGAAAGCUCUAAGACAUAAUCAGAUGACAACUAACCCUAGAAACAAAUUAAUUGUUCCAUUUCGUGAUUCAAAACUUACAAGGUUGUUUCAAAGUUACCUUUGUGGCAAGUCAUCAGUCGCGAUGGUUGUAAACAUAAACCAGCGGGCGUCUAUGUUUGAUGAAACUCUUCAUGCUCUCAAGUACUCAGCAAUAGCACAGGAUAUUGUGAUUAAGGAAGCUCCAGUAACACCCAAGAGAGUUAUAGUUGAAGAUCUUGAUUGCGACAAAACACUAGAAGACGCUGAUUGUCCAAAUGAAGCGGAUUUAUUGGACAUCAUAGAGAAAUUAGAAAAUGAACUUCGAAGAGAAAAAGCAAAAAAUAAAAAACUUGAGUUAGAAGUUACUGAAGAAGUAGCUGAACGUUACCAGCAACAAAUCAAUGAAAUCUAUGAAAGACACCAAGAAGAAAUGGACGAAUUAGAGGCUCGUCUAGAAGAUAAAUACGAGAAAAAAAUGGAGAAUAUGAUGGAACAAUGCCAAAAUUCAACGCGUAAAAGGAGAAAAACAACACUGAUAAUAGAUGAUGACUCAAAUAUUGCUAUUGCAAAGUAUAUUCAUGAAAUUGAAAGUCUUAAAGAUAAAUUGGAGGAAGCAAACAACAAACGAGAUGAUGCUCUCUCUGCCCUCAAAGAAUUUACAGAGGAAAAACAAGAAUUACAAACGGAUUUGACGACAACUAAAAUGCAAUUUGGUUUCGAAAUACAAGAGCUGAGAAAACAAAACUCUUCAUUAGCGAAAGAAAACGAGAAUAUGAAAUAUCAAUUAGAAAAAAUAACCCAGAAACAUCAGAAUAUGGAAUAUGCAUAUAAACAUACUUUGGAGAAAUUUCAAGUAGAGAAGGAAGAGCUGGAAAAAGCUAGAGAAAAAGCGGAAUCGGAUCUUCAUUCAACAAAGUCAUCGGUUCUUACGGAUACAUUAUCGACAAGUUCCCUGCAUAAAACACGGUAUUUCUCAGAUAUUACUCAAAUGAGUAUUGAUUCCUCAACGCCGAUUAAACGUUCCAAUAAGAAGACAGACGAAAAGAAUCGACAUCAAAAGAAUGAAAAGGAAAACAAGCCAGUUGUCGUUUCUCCUCCAGUCGGUCACAAUGUUGACAAACCGUUUCAGUCCUUUCUACCAGCGGUCGAGGAGCGUACUGACGAUAGCCUUCUUCCGGAUUUUUCAACUAUCAAAUUAUCAGAUAAUUCGAAAAGGCUUUUUCCUAGUCUUGGAAAUUCUUCUCCUCGUGUAGUUUCUGAUUCGAAAAAAAGUGGAUCUGGCAAGAAAUCCAAGUUUAGAAGCCCUUUUCGAAUGAUGAGUAGAAAGAAUGACGACUCACCGUCACCUUUGUCUAGCGCAGGCUCAGGAAUUGUCAAGAGAUUACGGUCAAAGAUGAAGAUAAAAUAG